ACUCUGCUUAAGUGCUUGAUCCCCAACCACCCUAUUAAAACGUCUUCCACCAUUUGAAAGAGAAAAAAAAGAAAGAAAAAGGAAGACAGACGCAGACAGUGGAGGUGGGAGAAAAGCAAAUCUUUGAAUCGUCUUUGGAUCUGUUCUUCCUUCCUGUGUGCCUUUGAGGAUAUUCAGGAGCAGGAGGGAUUAUAUGGUGUAAUGGCCUCUGACAGAGAUGAUUUUAGCCUCUCAGGACCCUUACAUCUAACUGCUGUUGAUUGGACAAAUGCACAUCAUCGAAGGUCUGUAGCUGCCAGUUUGGUUCAGGGUGUCUACGCGCUGGAGCGGGAUCGCCAGCAGAAACAAGAAGGUCCAGAUGCUCUUGCAAAUCCUUGGUGGGAGUUCUUUCAUUUUCAGUUGCUUCGUAAACUUGUGGAUGAUGUUGAUUCCUCCAUUUUUGGUGCCAUUUAUGAAUAUAAACCUUCAUCAUCUUAUUCUACCCAUUCACUAGAUGAAGGCCCACGUUAUGUAAUUGCAUUCCGAGGCACUGUAACGCAGCCAGACUCCUUGUCACGGGACAUUGAGUUGGACCUUCACAUAAUCCGAAAUGGACUCCAUGAAACAUCUCGCUUUGAAAUUGGUAUCCAAGCAGUUAGAAAUGUGGUUGCUACUGUAGGCGAAUCGAAUGUCUGGCUGGCAGGCCAUUCCUUGGGGGCAGCAAUGGCAUUGCUUGCUGGAAAGACUAUGGCUAAGACGGGCAUCUUUAUUCAAGUAUUUCUCUUCAAUUCGCCAUUCUUCUCUGCCCCAAUAGAGAGAAUCAAAGAUAAACGGGUGAGACACGGAUUACGGAUUGCAAGCAGUGUGAUAACUGCUGGACUUGCCUUUGCUGCAGCUGCAAAGAAGAAUAAUCAAAAUAGCCGGUCCGUAGAUCCAUUUGCUGCUCUCUCUGCAUGGAUACCAUCUCUAUUUGUCAAUCCGGCGGAUCACAUCUGCUCCGAGUAUAUAGGAUAUUUUGAACACAGGAAGAAGAUGGAUGACAUUGGCAUUGGCGCCAUUGAGAGGGUAGCAACCCAGAAUUCGAUUGGUGGUCUUAUUAUGAGUGCAAUAGGAAAGGAGUCAGAGCCACUCCACCUCAUUCCUUCCGCAAAUCUGACCGUCAAUUUAACUCCAUCUCGAGAUUUUAAGGAAGCCCACGGAAUUCACCAGUGGUGGAGACCUGAUCUGGAUGUCCAAUCCAACCUUUACAAGUACUAAUAGCUUGGUGCAGUUGUAAUUUAAAUGCCUUUAUUUCUAUCUUGAAUGUGCUAUCGGAAGAUUAUCGUGGAAAAAUUGUCUCACCCUUCUGUGAUUAUAUGUCCUGAUUUCUUUUGCAAUUUUCUUCCCUGUUGUAGAAGGUUCCACUUAUCUAAUGCGUUCACCUCUUGGUUA
Molecule: messenger RNA, 1410 nt
Organism: Hevea brasiliensis (rubber tree)
Lineage: Eukaryota; Viridiplantae; Streptophyta; Magnoliopsida; Malpighiales; Euphorbiaceae
Product: GDSL esterase/lipase At4g10955
Exons: 3
Coding region: 202-1236 (344 amino acids)
Biological process (GO): lipid metabolic process
Source: RefSeq, a predicted model, not a curated record